GGGGCGGUCCGCCGCGCUCCGCGGACCGACAUGCCGCCGUCGCCGCUGCCGCCCGUUGCGCCGCGCUCCUGCUGCUCCGCGGUGGCGCCGCCGCCGCCGCCGCCGCCCUCCUCCUGCUCCGCGUGAGGCGAGGCCCCCGGGCCGCGGCCUCCCCCCCCCACCCCGGCUCGCCAUGAGGAGCCCCGAGGACCUGGAGGGCUUCGACGGCGAGGCGUCGAGCACCUCCAUGAUCUCCGGCGCCAGCAGCCCCUACCAGCCCACCACCGAGCCCGUCAGCCAGCGCCACGGGCUGCGCGGCCUCCGCUGCGACCGCGACUACCUGCGCGGCCCCGUCGGCCGCCUGAAGAUCGCCCAGGUGGUUUUGGCUUUGAUUUCCUUCAUCUGCAUAGAGACCAUCAUGGAAUGUUCUCCUUGUGAAGGACUUUAUUUUUUUGAAUUUGUCAGCUGUAGCGCAUUGGUAGUUACUGGAGUUCUAUUGCUUAUGUUCAGCCUAAAUCUCCACUCAAGAAUACCACAGAUCAACUGGAACACUACAGAUUUGGUCAAUACUGGAAUCUGCACUUUCUUCUUCUUCAUUGCAUCGAUAGUACUUGCAGCUUUAAACCAUAAAAAAGGUGCAGAAAUUGCAGCGGUGAUAUUUGGUUUUUUGGCAACCGCAGUCUAUGCUGUGAAUUCAUUUUUAGCAGUUAAAAAUUGGAGAAACACCAAUAGCCAGCAAAACACGCGACAGACCAGUGACUAUAUACGUGCUCGGACAGAAUCCAGAGAAGUAGAUAACCGUCCAGAGAUUCAACGUCUGGAUGGGUGAAAAACGGGAAUUUGCUGAAAAAGAUUUUUUAAAAAGCCCGUGGACAUUUUUUUUUAAAGAAAAGAAGAUGCUGAUGAGAGUUUUUUACAGGCAAUAAAGGAGAAUGUGAUGGCCAAGAGCAUGUAUAAAGAGAAGGAGGUGGAUUAAGAAGCAAUUAUAUGAAGCCUAUAAUGACAAUUGCAUAUUUUUUUUUUGCCCAUAAAUAAUGGAGAAUGGGAAUACAACAGAGUGGAGAAAAUGAUGCCUAUUUCUAACAUCCAGACAAGUAGAAUUAAUGCUAGCAAUAGAUUGUAUUUUUGAAACAUAAUUUUGAUGUUCAACAUCAUGCACUGAGAUGAAAGAUAGAAAGAAUAUAAAUUGGGUAUUGGAUUAUGAAACUGCUACGUACAUUUUCCAACAAGUUUUCCAGGUUAAUUUUUGAUCUCGUACUCCUACAGUUUCGCUGUGUCUCUGCAACAAGCAGCUGGCUAUAUUAGACUUUUAGCUGGUGGAUCAGGUAAUAUUCACUAAUGAUUUUGACUACAAAGAAAACACCAAGCACACUCCAUUUGUGGUUACAAUUUAGGUACGACCUGAUAUUCAAUUCUGUCAUCUGCUACAUUCAUUCCCUUUUUUUAACUUCGAAAGAAUCACAAAGUAGACAUUGCGGUUGUUUAUCUAAACAACCUCCCCUUUUAUGUUCAGCUACAGGAAAACCUUAUUGUGGUCAGGGGUUUAAGAACAUUUGUUUUGUGUCCACGGAUUGCUAUGUUUCUAAAAUGAUAUAAUGCCCUGAGAACUUAAUUGGUUUGGCUGCUAAUUUUUAAUGGUCCAAAUUUGGGAGAAAUAUAUUUCUAAGUUAAGCUGUUAUUGUAAUGAGAUGUGGGGAAAACUUUGGGAAACAGAGUGAGGAGCUGCUUUCCAGGGAACGGUCAGAUAAGAGAUAGCAGAGUUGGAAGCUGGAUAAUGGAUGGUCAAGAAGCUCAGAAGAGACCCACCCUGGAUCUGUUUGAUUCUGUUAAAAAUAGAAUUAGAAUCUGGUUGAGAUUUCUGUCUGGUCUACCUGGUAAGGCACUUAAACGAUACCUUUCCGGGUGUCAGAUUAGGCAUGUUUGAAGUAUGUCUUAUUUUGGCCAGUGAACAUAGCCAGCUAUAUGGUUUAUUUAAUUUAUAUGCCAUUUAUACAAUAUAGUGACCUACCAUCCUGUGGAACAACAUGGUUGACAGCCAUUUCUCUUUGAUCUGCUGAUUGUUCUUAAUUGGUUCAUCAACCGAUUAUGUAAACUCUUCUAUCAUAAAUUGUGCACUUCAGUCUUGCUCAUACAAAUCAGCUCUUCCCAAUUCAUCAUCUUUGCAUUUACAACUUCACUUUUUAUUUUAUUUUAUUUUUUUGGCUCAGUAACUAACAGUACCAGGGUCAACAUAGUCAUCACUGUUAACAACUUCCAUUUGACAGUGAAUUUUUGUUGUGGGACUCCAUGGGCAGUCAAAAAUUCAAUCAGUACGAACUCCCACUGCAAGGUUCCAUUUCACAAACAAUAGCAAGACAGUUUUUUUUUCCUCUCCGUAAUUUUCUACCAAUUGAAGCGGAAAAACAGAUGGUAAACAAUAUGUUUAUAAUAUGCAGGCAGUAACAUAUACUGCUGAAGGCAUUACUUUUCAUUCAAGACUUGUAAUUUAAGUAGAAACCCACCCUCCGUAAGAUGCAGUGCAGCUGUGAUUGGGAAUAUGAAUAUUGUAUACUACAAUAACAAAUUCGGGGAAGAAGUAAUGUUUGUAUAUCCUAGGUAGUAAUUAUUUUAUAUUUCCAUGGGAUCAGCCAUUCAACUACAUGGUUGGUAUUAGCACUGCAUUAGGAAUGUACACAAGCAACAUAAUCUUGUUGGUUUUCUAAAGCUCCUGAUGACUAAACACAUCGAUAUAUCACAUUUUGGAUGAAUGUUGGAAAUUAUUUACCUAGCCUAAAGUCUCUCUGGUAAUAUCAAGUAAUGUUUAUAAAAAUAUGAUUAAAGUAAUGUUCUGGAAGGAUGGCUAUAUACUCUUUAGCAAUGACACGGACUUGGAUGGCUCUUUUCCAUUUGAAGAAUAUGUGGUUUUUAGCGAGGAAAAAAAACGAUUUGCAUAGUACUCUUUUAAUGAGACAUUCUAUUUUUAUGAGACAGAACAUUGCAUUUUUGGUGUUAAUUACCUAUGCUUUUCAUGGAAAAAGGUGCUCGGUGUAUUUUAACGUCUGUGGUCAGGUUUUAUUUUGUAGUUAAUUGGGAAGAGGUAAGGACCCAAUAGAACAUCUAGAUUGUUAUAGUUGCGGCUUGCGGUAUUUAGUUUAGGCCUGUCUUUACAGCCAUACUAAUAACCCAUAGAUGAAAACUAAGAAGCUGAAGUGAAAUCUAUUCCUAUCCCUCCUCUUGACAGCUGUGAUUGAUUUUGGAAAAAUCAGUUCACUUUCUGUAGUUAAUUUAAUUCAGAUGCCUCCUGAGCCCCAGAAAUAAACAGAUGGAGAGUAAUAACGUUUUAAAAAACCACUAUUUGUAAUAUUUCUAGCAAACUAAUGUUUUGAAGUUGGACUUGCCUUAUUUACAAUAUUGAGUUAAUACUAGAAGGAGUGCAAACAAUAACAGAAUCCGUAUGUCUGGUUUCCCUUGACUAGAGAAUGAUUUCCCUUAUUAAUCCGUUUGGCCCUAUGCAUAAGAUAGGAGUGGGCAGUUCUGCCAGCAAAUCAUUCAUUUUUCUUAAGGUUCUGUUGCUUCUAAAAGUCUUCUCUCCACAUUAAGGACCAUUUGAAUGCACUGAGAACAAUUCCACAACGUUCAGCUAGCAUGGUCAAGACCACCUGGUAGGUAGGGAAAGUUGGUGUAGCUACUUGAGUGAAUUUGCUGGUGCUUAAUUUGGGAUAAAAUCAGAUAAAAGCAUCUACAGUAAGAGGGCAAAAUGUCUCUGAAGAUUCUCAAUCAUCACAUUUUGCUUCUUCUCCAAGACGCUUCCACGGUUCUGUUAGUUCAAUCCUUUCUGUCAGUUCAAUCCUUCUGUUCCCCACCAUUCAGUCAGAAUCGAAGAAGCUUGUUGGAGGAGAAAUGAAAUGUUUUCAAGGAAAAAAAACCCAAGAAAGUCCAGUUGCAUUUCGAGAAUUAAAUAUAUAUAUAUACAUUGCUUACUGGUGUACACCGCUUAGAGAGUGCUUGCACUUAAAGCGGUAUAUAAGUCUCAUAAAUAAAUAAAUAAAUAAAUUACCUUUUGGGAUAUCUAAGAUGGCAUUGUGAGUUCUAGCUUAUUUCUGGCUAUCAAGAAGUCUUGUGGUGGUGUAUAAGAACCCUAGGUAAAAAUAUUUUAAACAGAGCCUGCUUAGAGGUAGAAUAACUUGGACUGUACAACUUUUACAGUACUGUACAUUAUACAUUAUCUCUGUCCACUGUUCAUAUUUGGGACUGGAAUGUAUAUAUUUAUGGGUGCUCCUGGACGUCUAUGCAUUGUUGUUAGAGCACUUUGAGAUGAAAAAGAAUAACUUGUGUUAGGAAGCGAGCAUCUUAAUUUGGACACCUGUUUUAGUGACUCUGCUAAUCCCAUACAUUAAUCAACCUAGAAUAAAAGAUGCACUUAAGUUGUCUUAUGUGGAUACUUCUCUUCUGCAUUAUUGUGGAUGGAACCUAUUUGUAUAUAUUGAGGUUUAUGAAAUGGAGAUAUAAUACGAUAAUGAGAUAGUAAACUGUAUAUUUAUUGUUCAUUGUAUUGUCCCAGUUUGGCUAGGGUGCCUUUGUACGAAUCUCAUUUGUGUGUGAAUGGCAUCAACCCUUCUCAGAGAUCCUUGCUUACAAACACUAUUUUUAUAAUCACAAAUUGCUAAACACACUUUUGAGUUCUGCUGAACACCUGCCUUAAUGGAUUCCUCAGCCUUUUUUUAAAGCCUCUGCUUUCUUGGCAGAAGUUGAAAAAUACAUUGCAUUGCUAUGGGUAAACUCUAAUGUGUUUAACAUGCAAUGUAAGCCUUUUGGUACGUGUAGAGAAUGUGUAUAAAAAAUAUGGAUUUUGGUUGACAGGGACCAAGUUGAAACAAGAUGGAGUUGUCAAUUCCUGGGGUAGCCCAAGUGCUAUUAUGAAACAAGGGGCACCACUACUUAAAGAGAGAAUCUUUUCCUUAAUUUAAAAUGCUUUCAAAUAUAUACCAAGUUGCACUUGAUUUUUUUGGGAGGAUUUUUUUGUUUCAAUACUCACUCCAAGGCAUUGGCACUGUGUUUUUUUCAGAAAUCAAACUUUGUGACCAAAAAUAUUACCUAAGUAAGAUUUUCAAUGAGCUAAUACUUUGGUUAAAGACAAUGACUUCAGUUUGAUCUUUUCCUUCUGGGGUUAAACUGUAUUUAAAGUAUCAUGUCUAAAGUUGUUAGAUAUUAUGAAAUGAACAUUCCUACUAAGAAAGAGUUAGAAAAGCUUGAUUAUAUAGCAUGAAAUAUCAUUGAAGUAUAGUCCCAUGGACUCAAUUUUUUUUUUAAAAAAAACAACUAUUUCAAACUUAUGCUUACAGUUACCAUACUAGCAGUUUGUAAAAAAAAAUUGCAAGAAAUUGUUUAAUGCUGUGGAUUUGAGUUACGGUAAAUAUAAUUAGAUCUAAAGUUGAAUAUGGUUUCAGUUACAAAUCUGGUGCUGGUGAGCUGAAUCAGCUUUUUAAACCAAGGACUUCCAAAGUGGCUUACAUUGUAUCAGAUAGAAUGGGUUGUUUUCAAAGUUUUAUCUUGCAGAAAAUCACAUCUGUUCAGAAAGAAAAUCUACUUUCAAGAUCAUGUGGCUAGCACGUAAUUUUCCAUCUGCAUCCUUUGCUUUGCUGUCUGGAUUGACAUCCCAUGCUAAGCACUGCAGUUUGGGAAACAUUUUGCAGUACGGUCAACGGAGACUUGAUCCGAAUAUCAUUUCAGUGGCCUUGAGACUACAUUGUUUGACCAACAGAAGGUUGCGUGCCUACAAAUGGUUCAGAAACUGCUAUUAGGCAGUUUCAAGAAUACAUGAAUGAAUCUUGCAUCUGCAUACUCUAAAUAUUGAUAAUAGGGUUGGCCAAUUCAGGAAUUUGCUAGUUCUAACAUAGCAACAUCAGCAUAGUAAAUGUGGGUAGAAAACAGUGCCGCCUGUAGUAACCCAUUAGUUCAGUGUUUAUCAACUUCAGCAACUUCAAGCUGGCUGAGAAAAUCUGGGAGUUGAAGUCCACACAUCUUAAAAGUUGCUGAGGUUGAAAAACACAGUCUUUGUCAUUCCAGAGCAAAAGUUAACCAUAUUCCACAAAGUUCCUGGGGUUUUAGACAAUCUGUACGGCCUUUUGCUUUAGUACCAGGAAAAAACAAUUGAGUGCAGAAAAUGUUUCUUCCUGCAUAAAAACAUUCUCUGACAUUCCAUACGAGGAUUUCUAUCUGUUGCGUGAAUGAGAUGUUUAACCAUUCCAAAGUUUCAUGAAGACAAAUAGCAUUGAUAUGCCAUGCACUUUUAAUUUCCAAUAUUAUUCUACUUCUAUAAACUUCAGGAUGAAGGAUUGUAAUGAUUUUUUACUUAACUGAAGGCAAUCACCAAAUUGCUGCUUGGUCAGUUCUUGUUUUUAAAUUUAUUCCUAUGUGGUGUAUUUUAUCAGUUUUUGCUUUGUAUAUUGGCAUGGUUUAUUCUGGGUAAUGUAAAAUUUAAUAGGAGUAUCUUUCUGCCUUUUGAUUUAUACUAUUUUUAACCUUUUUGGGGGGAUACACCAGGAUAUCGGAUUCUAUAAAAUUCUCAUGGUAUUUGCCUACUUUCAUUGUGUGUUUUUAAAAAACCUGUAUUUUUGUAUGUAGGAAAAAAUCAUAAGCUUUCUGAGUACUAAUCUCAUAUGGAAACAUUGUAAAGGAUUUAAUAAAUGGGUAGGAAUAAAAGUC
This is a messenger RNA of Crotalus tigris (Tiger rattlesnake), 6663 nucleotides long. It is a transcript of the gene CMTM4, whose product is annotated as CKLF like MARVEL transmembrane domain containing 4. Gene Ontology annotation, cellular component: membrane. Bases 173 to 808 code for a protein of 211 amino acids. NCBI's taxonomy places the organism in Eukaryota, Metazoa, Chordata, Lepidosauria, Squamata, Viperidae. The record is from RefSeq and is a predicted model, not a curated record. The transcript has 4 exons.